Pocillopora meandrina is the source of this 921-nucleotide messenger RNA. The record is from the annotation of a GenBank genome assembly. Lineage: Eukaryota; Metazoa; Cnidaria; Anthozoa; Scleractinia; Pocilloporidae.
AUGGUGAAAAAUUUUUGGCUUUACUGUCUGUUCUGUGGUGCACAAAAUAAAAUCUCUACAUCAAAGUCUCACAAAACAUGCCACAGAGGGCCACAAGCAUUUGACGUUAACACUAAGGCAGUACUUAGUGCCUUGCAUGGACACACCCAACUAAGUGCAAUAACAUCAACAUUAAACAUUCCAUCUUUAAGUCAUGUUUCACUCAAGACAAGAGAACAUGAAAUUGGAAAGGCUACAGAAACAGUUACCCACAGGAGCUAUGCAAAGUUCUCAGAAAUUGAAGAAGAAAAUGCCUUAGAAGGUAACAGUCUUCACCAAAAAGACAGGCAAUAACCACAAGUUUUGUUUACACCUAGCAUAUUAAUCACACUUUUCUGGAAAAACCCUAAACUUGUACUUUAUCAAACCAUAUGUCUCUGCCCUUCAAGAGGGAUGACUUUUUAGCAAACAAGGCAAUCACAUUUGACAAGUCUUAAAGAAAUAAAGAUGAUCUAUUUUUUAGAUGAAACAUAUGGCAGUAUUCAGAAACCUGUUUUAUAAUAAAACAAAUUUCUUUAAACACUUCCAAAUAUUAUUCUGGACCAAGAAUUCAUACAAAUGGUAACACCUUUGCUGCAAAACUAAAUUUUCAAACAAUAGCAACAGGGAACAUGUACAUAUGACCCACCUACAUGUAGAUCAAAUAUUAAUGUUACUACUGGAGGUACUGCUGAUCAAAAUGGUCUAAUAGGAGUUGCAGUUUCAUAUGAUAUGGCCUGGAAGAGAUGUAACAGUGGCCACAGUUCAAACACUGGGCAUGGAGCAGUUAUGGGAUUGUCCACAGGAAAGAUUCUUGAUUUUGAGAUGAGAAGUAGAACCUGCAGGAUCUGUGCUAAUGCUUCCAAAGAGAAUCAAAAGCCAAGAAAUCAUGAUUGUCAUUAA